Molecule: messenger RNA, 792 nt
Organism: Pieris macdunnoughi
Lineage: Eukaryota; Metazoa; Arthropoda; Insecta; Lepidoptera; Pieridae
Source: the annotation of a GenBank genome assembly
AUGAAUGCAGUAAAAAGUUGUGUUGUCCUAUUCUUUUGUUUGUUAGUGCAAGAUGUUGUAUGUCGACGACGUGUGCACUUAAGACACGAUGGCAGGAUAGUAGGUGGUUACAAUGCAACCAUACAGAGUUUCCCUUAUCAAGUAUAUCUCUUGCUGAGAAAGGGAAAUGACUAUUACCAGUGUGGGGGAUCCAUUCUGAACGAAAAUAAUGUCUUGACUGCCGCACAUUGCUUGACCGGAAUGGAAGAGGUGUUCGUACGAGCCGGUAGUACGGAUUCCUUCAGUGGUGGUACCCAGUAUGAAAGCAAAACUUUCUUCCAACAUCCUCUAUACAAUACAGAAACAAGCGAUUAUGAUGUCGGCUACGUCCGCCUACCUACACGCAUGACUAUAGAUGGACAGAAUACUAAGAGAACAACACUGGUAGCAAGGAACACUGCUAUUCGUGCUGGCCAAAACGUCACUGUCAGUGGCUGGGGAGCUAUAGCUGAAAAAGGUGACACAAGUGACACAUUGAUGGCUGUGCAAGUACAAAUAGUUAGCAACGAAGAUUGUCGCAAAUCGUACGGAAACACAAUUACGUCUAGAAUGUUUUGCGCAGGAGUUCCUGAAGGAGGCAAGGAUUCAUGCCAGGGCGAUUCCGGUGGCCCAGUGGUAUUUUCUUCGAACACACGGCAACUUGGUGUAGUAUCCUUCGGUAUAGGCUGUGCUCGUAAGGGAACGCCUGGAGUGUACACAAACCUUGCCAACCCUCAAAUUCGCAGGUGGAUAAGAUUGAAUACGGGAGCAUGA